Dermacentor andersoni is the source of this 969-nucleotide messenger RNA. Its product is annotated as putative phospholipase B-like 2. Lineage: Eukaryota; Metazoa; Arthropoda; Arachnida; Ixodida; Ixodidae. Gene Ontology annotation, cellular component: extracellular region. The record is from RefSeq and is a predicted model, not a curated record. Gene Ontology annotation, molecular function: glycerophospholipase activity. Gene Ontology annotation, biological process: phospholipid catabolic process.
AUGUUGUCGUUCGCGUCCAUCAGGUAUUUCGACGAAAUCUUCAGCAUCAGUGGACAACCAGCCAAAGUUGCAAAAUACGGGGACUACUACAGCUAUGAGCACUGCCCUCGUGCCAAGAUGCUUAAACGAGACCACGAAAAACUUACGGACAUGGAUUCCAUUAUGACCUACAUGUGGUACAACGACUACAAGAACGACCCUCUCUCCCGCUGCAACUGCACCCCGCCGCAAAAUCCGGCUUACGCGAUCGCCGCCCGCUACGACCUGCUCUGCCCAGAUGGAAAAUACGAAGUCCCAGGAAUGUACCGUCAUGGCAUGGGCGGCAUUGAUGUCAAGGUUACAAACCAAGAGCUGAUGGCGUCAUUAGAGUACGUCGCCGUAAGUGGACCUACGUGGAUUAACGUACCGGCGUUCCAGUGGAGCACGAGCGGACUGCCGGAUAGCCACGUGGGCCAUCCCGAUAGGUGGCAGUUCAAACCGGUUCAGCACAAGUGGACACCUGCGAGAGGCACUCCGAGUGAAACACCUUCAAUAAACUGAGCCCGAAAGGAGGCUUGCUCGACUAGUCUGGUCCUGCCACGACGUGUAAACUAGAGCGCUUAAAAUCAAUUUUCAUUCUAAACGCUCUAAGGUUGAAAAUUGCACGUGUUGGAACAGCAUCGCGUUGCUAUAGCAUUACCGAAGCCGCCGAAAUUGUGCGCAUGGGAAGUAUGUGCGUCAGCAUGCCGUGUAUUUCCCUUAGUGCCAAAGAAAAUGAUUUGCACACGCUCUAAUACGGCAUGUCGUACCCCCGUUUUUCCUUUUUGUUGUGUUUCCGAACGCAGCCAAACGAUCAUGUGACAAAGCCGGCUUGGUAUUGGGGGAUAGUCCUUACUGCAAAAAUUUUUUGGCUGUGUUCUCGUUUUUCCCCUUUGAAUACGUUCACGUAUAUAUUCCUCUGAUCACGGAAUAAAUCGACAGUUGCAUGUA